Messenger RNA from Dicentrarchus labrax (European seabass), 4124 nucleotides. RefSeq names its product protein phosphatase 4, regulatory subunit 4 (gene ppp4r4). Gene Ontology annotation, molecular function: protein binding; protein phosphatase regulator activity. Gene Ontology annotation, cellular component: protein serine/threonine phosphatase complex; cytosol. NCBI's taxonomy places the organism in Eukaryota, Metazoa, Chordata, Actinopteri, Moronidae. The coding region runs from base 1038 to 3887 and encodes 949 amino acids. The transcript is spliced from 25 exons. The record is from RefSeq and is a predicted model, not a curated record.
UUAUUGACAUAAUUGCUCGUUGGUGUCCUCACUGUAGGCCGAAACAAGUGGCUCAGACUCAUUUUUCUAAUGUAAAAUGUUCUCACGGUCUUACGGAUUGCCAGAUUCACAAAUGAGCACAGACGCAUUAUAGCGCUAACAUUUUAACGCAGUUCGGCGUGACGUUCCUACCGCACAGGACGGAGCGGUUGAAGCGGCUGGAUUAGGUUGGAUUUCAUUGAAAGAAGAGUUUGUUGGUGUGCUGGCUGUACGCCGAGGUAAAGAGGACAUCGUGUGGAUUUGUUAGACGUUUGAUUUUUAAGGGUUUUCUGAUUCUCACUCUCAUUAAGUAGUAAAGGAAUUCUGUAAUGGAAGUUCUGAACUGAAUCUGGCGUAACAGGACCAAACAGGACGAUGUUUGGAUGUAUAUCAGUGAAAUAAAUGCUGUGGGAUGUUCUGAACAUUCGCCGAAAUGAAAAGUGUUGUGUUUGAUGUCUGAACAUCUUAGGGUUUCAGCUGUAACCGACUGCUGAGUUAACUAGCGUGGGGGAAAGCGUUAAAACGGUAUUUUUUAAAACAGAGUCUGGCCUAACGUUUUACCCGUGUAGGAGCGAGCCGGUCAGGUUUGGGAACGGCUCAGCUGAUGGUCGGCUGGCUGUAGGAUCCGCUCCCUGCUCUCAUAACGAGCUCACACACAAUUUCUAUUUAACAGAUGUUUGACAGAAAAGUGGAGAUUUGACAUAAAUAAUCGUCCGUCGGAGGGAGAAAUGUGCGCCGAACAGAAGAACUGACGCUGAUAAAACGCCGGGCUUUUCACUGUGAGACUCUCACGUUGCUUGAGUUGCAGAUAAGCGAAGAUUUUUUUUAAUUACUCUCUUUUUGAACGGAGUCUGGCGUGACGUCCCCUCCGCCCUGGACAGCUCGAGCAGGGAUCUCCUUGGAAACGGUUAGUGACAGUAACCCCCGCCGCCCCCCUCAUGGUGAAGUUCUCCCACUAACAACCAGUGAGGAACAACCAGUGAGGAACAACCAGUGAGGAACUGGUUCCCAGUGAGCAGAUGUUCUCCAGCAGGAUGACUGGGAACCAGUCCAGCCUGCUGUUCGGACCGCUGGAGGACCUGCAGGAACUCGCCUUCAUCGAGAGGCCGAUCCGCAGGAGCCUCAAGACGGCGGAGGAGAUCGAUCAGCUGACUGUGGAUGAAGACCUGAACGACAUUGAGAGGGCAGUCUACCUGCUCAGUGUGGGUCAGGAGGUGCAGAGAGCCAGUGUCAUCAGUAACCUGCCGAGCCUCGUCCGCCAGAAUCCAGCUGAGACGUUUCGUCGGGUUGUACCGAAGGUCAGGGAGGUCUUGAACGGAGCCGGAGCAGAAAUCCAGCUGGCGGCAGCAGCGUCGUUUUUAACUAUCCUGCAGGAUGACAUCAUCCUAAUCCACACCCACACCUACUCCAUCCUGAAGACUGUGCUGCUACACCUGAACCACAGAGACACAGUGGUGAGCAACGCCUGGUUGGAGACUCUGCUGUCGGCCAUCAAUGCUCUGCCCAGGGAGACUAUCAAACAGGAGGUGCUGAACCCUCUCCUCUAUCAGUCUCAGCUGUCUCACUCCCUUCAGGCUCGUUUGGCCAGCUGUCGCAUUUUAGGGAAAGUCGCCUGCAAGUUUGAUUCUCACAUAGUGAAGAAGGAGCUGCUGCCGUUGAUUCGUUCUUUAUGUCAGGACGUGGAAUUUGAGGUCCGGGCCUGUAUGUGCCGACAGCUGGAGAACAUCGCCAGAGCAACCGGGGUGGAUGACACCAGGACUGAGCUGCUUCCUGAACUGGUGGAGCUCGCCGAAGACGAGGAUAGCAGUGUUCGCCUUGCUGCCUUCGACACCAUCAUCAACUUGAUGGAGAUGAUAGACAGUGAUGACAGACUCCAUGUGGUGGUUCCCCUGGUUAUGUCGGUAUGUGAGGUGUCAUCACAGGCAGACGAAGCUGUCGUGGCGUCUUUGUCGUUCCAGUUUGGGAAGCUCUGCAGUGGACUGGCAGGCUCUCUGUCAGAUGAGCAACAGGGCCGCUUGCUGCAGAGGUUUAAGGUCCUGUGUGUUGCUGGUCUGCAGACCGAAGGGAACCAGACUGAUGGCAACAACGAGUUGACACUGAUCCGCUGCAACUGCUGCUACAACUUGCCGGCCAUGGUGGUGUUUUCUGACUCAGCUCAUUUUCUGUCAGAGCUCUACCCAUCUUUCUCCAGUCUCUGCUGUGACCCAGAGGUCAGCGUUCGACGGAGUGCUGCAGCCAGUUUCCACCAGGUGGUGAAGCUACUGGGUUCCAACGUCCAGCUGGUCCACAAAGAGCUGCUGGCUCUGCUGCAGGACGACGCUCUGGAGGUGUUGGAUGCUCUAAUGAAUCACCUGGAGGAGACAUUGGAGGCGGUUCUUUCGAGAGGAGACAACCUGACACUGGACAACAAGUUUCCGGAGCUGUUGGCGGCUCUGCUGCUGGCAGAGCAGAAGGUUGGAUGUUCUCUGCGCUGGCGGCUGCACGAGAAGCUACUGCAGCGUUACAGCUGCCUGGCCAGACUGCUGCCUGGAGAACUGCUACACCAGAGCUUCUCCCCACGCAUCUUCAUCAUCCUCACCACCAACAAGGUGUUGCCAGUUCAGAAGGAGGCGGCUCGGACAUUCUGCACGUUCCUCCGUUACAACCGCAAACAAGAGCAACGUCAAGAGAUGAUGGAGAGGCUGAUCCAGGAUCUGGCUCAGGGGCGUAGCUACUGGAACCGUCUGAGGUUCCUUGAUGUUUGUGAAACAGCCACCGAGAUUUUCUCCAGAAAAUACUUCAACAAGCACUUCCUGAUCCCGGCACUGGAGCUGGUCCACGACCCGGUCGCCAACGUCAGGUACAAGCUGUGCCAGCUGUUGCCCAGAUUGCGUUCGUCACUUCGCCUGCCAGCCGACAAGCAGCUGCUGCAGCAGCUCGACUUCUGUGUCCAGAAACUGCUCUGCAGAGAGAAAGACAAGGACGUGGUGGCCACCAUCCGCAAGACAGUGUUGGAACUGGACAAACUGGACCUCACAGAGCCUUUUCACAAGAGGCAGGAGAGGGAUUUACUGGACCAGAAGAAGGAGAAGGAGGAGACUCUGCUGCUGGAGAUGGAACAGCUCGAGCGCCAACAGAGCGAGGGGAAACUGAACUCCGAGAAACACAUUGAGAGAAAACGAAGAGACAGUAAGACCAGUCUAUCUGCUACCAAAUCCAUGUCUGUGUCCUCGUCUGGAGCCGCCUUGUCCUCCUCUGGUAAAGAUAUGAGAAAGGCUAAAUUGUCGCGGAGUCGAUCCCUCAGCAGUCAGCCAACAACGUCCAAAUCUACCAACUCAGACCGACCCCUGAAGGUGAAAGAGCUAAGCAGUAGUUCUGUACCUGGGAAGUCCUCAAUGUUGUCGAGCAAAGACGACUCCCUGAGGACAGCCCACUUCACCAUGGCAACCCAGUCCACCUCCUCCAUGCCGGUCCUGAUCCGCAGCAACACCACCAGCCUCCUGGACAGGGCCAGCACGCUGGACCACAGAACCGGCACCCUAGACCAGAGGGAUCAUAGAACCAUUACUCUGGACCACAGAGCCAGUAACAUGGACCAGAGAGACCACAGAACCAGUAACAUGGACCAGAGAGACCACAGAACCAGUAACACGGACCACAGGAACAAUAUGAUGGAGCAGAGAACCGGUACAAUGGACCACAGAACCAGUACCCUGGACCAGAGAGACCAUAGAACCAGUACCCUGGACCAGAGAGACCAUAGAACCAGUACCUUGGACCAGCGCAGUAAAACGAUGGACCGUGGCUGCGGGGUGAAGGACAGCCAGUCCAGAAAGCUGUCGAUAAACAGGAAGUCAAACUCUUUCAGCGUCCAGUCAGGACGAGACUGAAGAUGACAAUGUCAUACCUCCACCAGGCCAUCAGCCGAUCAACAGUCAGGGAGCGGUUUCCAUUCAAACAGCAGCUUCACGAGUUAAAGGACGAAACACGCUUCAGAACAUUACCCAGAAUGCAACAGGACUGCCUCCUCUGUACCUCACAGAGACUGCUUUUAUUUUCUCAGCACUGUGUAUCCAACGAGCUCAUCCUGUCACCUGAUUGGUUCAGUAAAUGCCUCAUACAAACUG